AUGGAUAUGGCUGCGCCGUCCAAGCCAUCCUUCAAACAAGCCUGUGAUAAUUGCCGGCGACGCAAGAUCAAAUGUUCCCGGGAAUUACCAUGUGAUAAAUGCCAGCGACUGCUCUUGUCGUGUUCUUAUAGCGAUGUGCUGCGUCGAAAGGGUCCCAAAUUCCGAACUUUGUACCCUCUGGCUCCGAUACAUCCACUGUCCGCACGCAACGACACCUCCCAGGAGCAACUGUACACCGACCAGGACAGUUACCCAGAGGGUUCGUACGGACUCAGCUCGCCGGCAUCACCGGCAUUCGUGAUCCCCGACGCCGCACAGUAUGUGCCUCCGGACCUGUCGGAUACGCUCUCUCAACUCCCGCCGCCAGAGCUGGUCUCGUCGCCGGACUCGACGGAUUCCAUGAACGAGUCCAUUCGGGGCCCGAGUGGGCAGAUGCUUCCCCGUCCACGCCGUCUCUCGCCUCAGAUCCUCCUGGCCCAUGUGAAUGUCUACCUGAAAUAUCUCUUUCCGAUCAUGCCAGUGGUCCGUGGCGAUCAACUGCGGCGGGAUAGUCAGCAACCGGAGCUGCUGUCGCCCUCCAGAUAUGCCUUCUUGGCCUCGCUGUGCGCCGCCACUCACAUCCAGCUGAAACUGGACGGCGAUACGCCGGUGCCCGAACCGGCCCGUCUUCAGAGUCUGGACGAUGGCCAGUCACUGUUCUCGGGCGAGAAGCUUCUGUCCGAGGCGCUGCGGGCCCGACGAGAUUGUGACAUCGUGGAGGAGGUGAGUGUCGAGAGCCUCCUCACCUCCUUUUUCCUCUUCGCCUCCUACGGCAAUUUGGACAAACAGAGUCAUGCGUGGUACUAUCUCUGUGAAGCCAUCUCCAUGACCUUCUCCCUGGGUCUGCACCGCGAAUCGACCUACGCCGAGCUCAGUGUCGAAGAUGCCGAGGAACGACGACGAGUCUUUUGGCUGCUCUUCAUCACAGAAAGAGGCUAUGCACUCCAACAAGCCAAGCCAGUCAUGCUACGCAGUUCCAUUCACAAACCUCAAGUCCUCUGCUCCGAAGAUCCCAUUCUCGCCUACGGGGGGAGCCGACGGCCUGCUGGAGCGACCUCCCCCACGUCCAGCAUUCAAUCCAGCCUAUGCAAGCCGGUCUCGCUGGACGGGGUGAUGGAAAUCCAACAAGUCGACAUCCUCAUCACCCAACAAUGGCUGCAGGCCAUGAUGUGGAAACUGUCCAUGAGCCAUGCCACCCAGCCAGGGAACCACGACGACAGGGUCCUUCCCUUUCACUUGCCCGUGAUGGUCGGCAAGGCCGUCAUGGGGGUCAUCGGGUCUGCAUCCCAGGGGGCAGUGGACGCUCACGGCAUCGGAAUGGAGCAAAAACUCUUCGAUAUGGGGUUAUCCGUGGCCGAUGUCACUCAGUCCCUUGGCGCCAAAGGAGUCCACCGCCUCGCCGAAUCCACCGUCGACCCCCGCGAACUCCUCUGGGGCAUCUUGCAAACGCUCUCGCAAAUCCGGGGUUCCCCAUCAUAUCUCUUCCCCACCCUCCUCGAACGCUGCAAGUCCGUCCUGGGACUCGACUGCACCAUCACCAUCGGCAACUUUCUCCCAACUUUGGGCUCCCACGUGCCCCAUCCAACUGGGGUUCCAUGGGCAGGCGAGCACGGCUGGGAUCUCCUUGCCGCCUGUCGAGACGUACAUGGCGCCCACGAGAUUCACAUGGAAGGCGAGCAUCACGAGCGCAUUCAGCGACACCUCCCUGGAAUUGGGGUGGGAUCACAGCUUGGAUUUUAA
Penicillium oxalicum is the source of this 1779-nucleotide messenger RNA. RefSeq names its product putative C6 transcription factor (AmyR). Bases 1 to 1779 code for a protein of 592 amino acids. NCBI's taxonomy places the organism in Eukaryota, Fungi, Ascomycota, Eurotiomycetes, Eurotiales, Aspergillaceae. The record is from RefSeq and is a predicted model, not a curated record. Gene Ontology annotation, molecular function: DNA binding; zinc ion binding; DNA-binding transcription factor activity, RNA polymerase II-specific. The transcript has 4 exons. Gene Ontology annotation, biological process: DNA-templated transcription; regulation of DNA-templated transcription.